UUUUUCUCGCCAGUUCACUCACCACAUGACAGAGCGUAGUGGUCGGCUGCGGCCAAAGAGUGUUGUUCUAUGCAAAACAAUAGAUUAAUUUCUCACAAGUGAAUGAAACAGGUGUGCAAUGCUGUGUCACUAAUUUUGCAGUGACUGUCUUCAAACUAAUGCAAACUUUUAUUGAAGUGUUUUAAGAAUUUAACGUAGUUUUUCCGUUAAAUUAAUUUCGGAAGUGUGACAAAGUAGAAACUUUCUCGUGUUAUCAAAUUUUGCGGUGUUUUGUGUGAACAGCGGUGCUAAAAUGAGCUGUAUUUGCUGUUGCUGUUAGUGUUUCGCUGUAAUCCAUCAAGAUGACUACAGACAGGUUCCAUAAGGCGGCCAAAGACGGCCUGCUGGAGGUGCUGCGCGAGGCGACGCGCAAGGAAUGCAACAACAAGGACGAAUCCGGAAUGACGCCUACUCUCUGGGCCGCUUUCGAGGGCCACGUCGAGGCGCUGCGCCUGCUCUGCGGCCGAGGAGGUGAACCCGACAAAGCAGACUACUUCGGUAACACGGCCCUGCACCUCGCUUCAGCGCGGGGGCACAAGGAAUGCGUCACAUUCCUGGUAAACUUCGGGGCUAAUGUGUACACGAUGGACGUGGACGGCCACACAGCUCAGGAGCUGGCCGCUAUCAACGGGAGGGAUGAUAUAUUGCGGUUCCUGGAUCAGGCCACUGCUAAGUUGGAGAAUAAUGAUAAAAAAAAGGCGAAAUCCAUGAAAGAGAAAGCUAAGAAAGACCACGAAAAAUCUCAUAAACAAUACCAAAAGCGACAGAGCAAAGCUGAGAUUAUGGCUGAAAAAGAAUUAAAGAAGCUAGCAAAGGAGUGGGACCAGGGGUACAACGAGGAUGUGUCCACGAUGCCCCACAGGCCUAGCACCGUGCUCAUGGCUCUGAAGCAGAAGAUGACCAGGUCCACAAGCCAGGGUAACUUACUCGCUGACGAGCAGCCUCGACCAACAUAUAGUGCUUUAGUUGGAACAGUAAACUCGGGCGCCCGCGGGCGCGGCGCCGUCUACAAGAAGGCUUUAGCUAGCAAAAUGAAGAACGGCACAGUGGGUCGUGCUGGGCCGACUGAUGAUUUCAAGGUUGGCGAGGUGGAGCACGGCGGCCGGCGGUCCGUGACGUCACUGAGCGGCGUGAGACGCGACUCUGAGGUCAUGUACGUGGGUACCUUCGGCGCCGGCCCUCAGGCUCGCGGCGAACUCAACAACGUGUUCAAACAACAGCAAGCACCGACGGAGCGACAGCCACUCACUAGAUCGCUGAGCCAGCCUGAUUUCACGGCAGCACAAGGCGAGGACAGCGGAAUUGGACAAGAGGUGCUACUACAGGAACCCGCCAGUAUAUUCGACCGGCCUGGUUUCGGGAGCGUCGCAUUCCGACGAUCAAUAACAGCAACGCUGGGGGCACUGCCCGCGGGCGGUGCACCAGGCGAAGACAUGUCCAUCGGCUCCGCGGGCUCGCUGGCGGCGCGCCACGCCUACCAGCCCGCUGAAUGGAACUCCGCGCAAUCGGAGAGCUCAACAAUAACGUCCGACGAAGAAGGCGAGGCAGACGACUCGGGCUACGCAUCUCUCGAGCGCUUCCUCACGGCAUGGGGCCUCGCUCAAUACGUUCAGAAGUUCAAAGACGAGCAGAUCGACCUGGACGCCCUAAUGCUGUUGACGGAGAGCGACAUGAAGUCGCUGGGCCUCCCACUCGGACCUUAUAGGAAACUGGUCACUGCUGUGCAGGAGAGAAAACAGGCGUUGAGCAAUCCGGGGGUUAUUAUUGAUUCUGCUAUAUAAGCUUGCAAUGCUGAGUAAAGUGAGUAUAGCCAACGUUACACUCUAACAAUUGAUGCGUCUGUCUUGGAUAUUUUUGUAUUCACAAGUUUACCAAGUUGAGAUUCGCGAAGAUGCCGUAAUUCUCAUAAGGACAAGAUAAAGUAUUUAUUGCUAUUAUCUGAAUUAAUACUGCUUUAUUCUGUUUUUAUUAAGUAGCAUACGCGAUCAUUACAGGUCCUCGAGGUAUACACAUUCAUCCUAUUGUAUAUAUAAUCAUACUAUUGAGAUUUUCAAAAAUUAAUGCCACUGCCAGUUGCCUAGUCAACUUUAAAAAGAACCAUAUCGUUGACUUUUGAAAUUAUUUUUUGUAUUUUUGCACCUUUUUCGUGUUUCAUGCGUAGAUGCUUUCCAUUUUUUGUACUAGUGUUUAAUGAAAUAGGUAUACAUUAAAAUAUUUAUCAGUACGGUUUUUACUCACUAUUAUUUUUAGUCGCUUUUGGCGACAUGUUUCGGAUUCUUUGGGAAUCCAUCCUCAGGCACGAGUGUCCGCGGCGGUUGUACGUCAUGCACUGCCCGCACAAACAACAAACAACAACAACACAAACAUGAAACAUGUCGCCAAAAGCGACUAAAAAUAAUAGUGAGUAAAAACCGUACUGAUAAAUAUUUUGAAAUAUGUCUCACGAUAGUUUAAGUGCGAAAUAUACAUUAUAAAUAUUAGAUGUAUAUAAUUAAGUGUCACAAUCAUUACCGCUUUUACAUCGUGGCUUUUAGGUACCUAUUUAUUGCAACAACAUACUAUUUUGCGCUAUUUCUAACGGCGAUAUUUAUGUUAUUGUAUGAAGUCGUGGUACUGAUUGAGAUUUUCUAAUGAAAAGUAUUUCUAAAAUGUGAUAACAAACCACAAUAAUCGUGUCAAGUCUAAUGACAAUUUACCCAUGUGUCGCCAUAAAAUAUUUUUGUACAUUUUUUUAAAUAUAUUUUUAUACGAUC
This is a messenger RNA of Cydia strobilella, 2792 nucleotides long. It is a transcript of the gene Sans, whose product is annotated as pre-mRNA splicing regulator USH1G. Gene Ontology annotation, molecular function: protein binding. The record is from RefSeq and is a predicted model, not a curated record. NCBI's taxonomy places the organism in Eukaryota, Metazoa, Arthropoda, Insecta, Lepidoptera, Tortricidae. The transcript is spliced from 9 exons. The coding region runs from base 342 to 1820 and encodes 492 amino acids.